GGGAAAUCCUUCCCAUUUGCCCUCGAGUAUCAUCACGCUCCAUUUCAUUCUUCUCUUCCGUCCCCUUCCCUUCCCUUUUACCUUUCACAAAAUGGCCCAUUGCGAGCGGGCUUCGAAGCCCUUGCUCCAAUGCCUGCAGAAGACUUACACCAAGGGUCUUCCAGGUCUCCAGCUGCAGUCGACCCGCGCCUUCCAAACAACGGCUCUGGCGCGCGAAGAGGUUCAAACUGAGACCAAGUCCCAACCCUUCUACCGGGCCCCCGAUCCGGAAUUGGUGACGAACCCCCGACUCGAGCGGCAACUGUUACGCCAGGGUGUCGCCCCCGUUGGAUCCCGCCGUCGUCGCGCGGCCCUGUCCGAUUCCCUCAACAUCCCCUUCGAGCAGCUGCCCUAUCAAUGUUUCCAGGAGGCACGGAAGGUCCUGCUGGCGGACCGCGAGGAGAAGCUGCGCGACAUCACGUCGAUGCGGGAGAAGAUCGCGAGGCUCGAGGCCCUGACGACAGAACAAGCCGGGGGUGAACAGGUGAAGAAGUCCAAGCUGCGGGCCAUGGAGCUUCACCUGGAUUAUCUGAAGGUCCAGGCGGACAUCAACGACCCGCUCGUGAAGAGGAAAUUUGAAGAUGGGCAAGGUGAUAUGAGCAAGCCUAUCUACCGGUUUUUGGCCGAUCGCAAAUGGAGGGAGUACCGCCGCAAGGUCCUCGUGCAACGCAUUACACAGAUGAAGGUUGUUCCCGAUGUGGUUCAGUCCUGCGAUCCUACUCUGGACACGAAACUAUACUUUGGCCGCCGCCAGAUCCAGCCGGGCGAGUUUGUCGACUCCAAAGCCAGCACUGAGGCCCCCAAGCUGGACGUGCAAAUGUUCGAGGGCGGCGAGAAGCUGGUGACCAUCGCCGUGGUCGACUCGGACGUCCCCAACGUCGAGAAGGACAGUUUCGAUUACAAGAUGCACUACCUGGCCGUCAACGUCCCGAUCUCGGCCGUCAACACCAAGGUGGAUCUGGGCCAGCUGCCGACCGAUUCGCAGGUGGUCCUCCCCUGGGUGCCUCCGGUUGCUCAGAAGGGCAGCCCUUACCACCGUCUGUCUCUGCUCAUUUUUGAGCAGAAGGAGUCGCAGUCAUUGGACUUUGCCGCCAUCAAGGCCAAGGAGAAGAGACGCGAGAAUCUCCACUGCCGCACCCUGCAGGAUCGGUACCACCUGAAGCCUAUUGGAGCGUUCCUGUUCCGGACCCAAUGGGACGACUCGAUGUACGAGGUCAUGAAGUCGAUCGGAUACCCCGACGCGGAGAUGGAGCUCCGCCGCAAGCGUGCCGAGCGCCUUCCUUACAAGCGCAGAAACCCGGCCAACAUGCGGUGAUUGUUUUUUGUUUGUGUUUUCCGUUGGACGUUAUUGUACAAGAGAGCUUUUAUGUAUGAAUAUGCAC
Messenger RNA from Aspergillus homomorphus CBS 101889, 1421 nucleotides. RefSeq names its product mitochondrial 54S ribosomal protein mL38. The record is from RefSeq and is a predicted model, not a curated record. Bases 92 to 1354 code for a protein of 420 amino acids. NCBI's taxonomy places the organism in Eukaryota, Fungi, Ascomycota, Eurotiomycetes, Eurotiales, Aspergillaceae. The transcript is spliced from 2 exons.